Molecule: messenger RNA, 1255 nt
Organism: Lucilia sericata (common green bottle fly)
Lineage: Eukaryota; Metazoa; Arthropoda; Insecta; Diptera; Calliphoridae
Product: glycerol-3-phosphate dehydrogenase [NAD(+)], cytoplasmic-like
Exons: 7
Coding region: 65-1141 (358 amino acids)
Biological process (GO): carbohydrate metabolic process; glycerol-3-phosphate catabolic process
Cellular component (GO): cytosol; glycerol-3-phosphate dehydrogenase (FAD) complex
Molecular function (GO): protein homodimerization activity; glycerol-3-phosphate dehydrogenase [NAD(P)+] activity; NAD binding
Source: RefSeq, a predicted model, not a curated record
AAAACUUGAACCAUCCUAUAAAAUUAAUUUAGUUUCAUUUUUAUUUCAUUAAAAUUUUCAAAAUAUGGAAAAGAUUGGUGUUUGCGUAAUUGGCUCCGGAAAUUGGGCCACUGCCAUUGCGAAAAUAGUGGCUGAAAAUGCUUUAAAUUUGGCGGAUGUAGAAGACAAUGUCAAUAUGUUUGUAUACGAAGAACAAUACGAGGGAAAAUGUUUGAGUGAUUUGAUAAAUACGUUGCAUAUAAACAAGAAAUAUGCACCACAACUAAAACUGCCAGAUAAUGUGCUGGCAGUUACAGAUUUGGUAGAGACGGCUAAAUAUGUGGAUAUUAUAAUAUUUGUUAUGCCUCAUCCUCUAAUACCGGAUUUUUGUAGAACUUUGUUGGGUAAAAUUAAACCCGAUGCUAUGGCUGUAGCGGUAACUAAAGGCUUUACACCAGCUGAGGGCGGAGGUUUUCAGUUAGUUUCUCAGACAGUAACGAAAUUUUUAAAGAUACCAUGUGCCGUUUUAAUGGGCGCUAAUUUGGCCAGUGAAUUGACUUUAGAUAACUAUUGUGAGGCUACUAUAGGCUGUCGUAAUGGCAAACAUGCUAAAUUGUACAAAGAUAUAUUUGAGUCACAAAAUUUUCGUGUUACCGUAGUAGAUGAUGCUGAUUGUGUGGAAGUUUGUGGUUUUCUGAAGCAUAUUAUAUCUUUUGGUGCUGGUUUAUUAGAUGGUUUCGAUUGUAAUACAAAUACCAAAGCAGCCUGCAUACGUUUUGGGUUUUUGGAAAUGAUACGUUUUAUGGAUGUCUUUUAUCCAGGCAGUAAAUUGUCCACAUUUUUUGAAAGCUGCGGUUUGGCUGACUUAAUAACAGUUUGUACAGCCAGUCGCAGUCGUCGUAUAGCUGAAGCUUUUGUUAAGACCGAACGUUCUUAUGAGGAAUUAGAGCAAGAGAUAUUGGGUGGUGAGAAGCUAUUGGGCCCCAUUGCUGCUAAAUCGGUUUCGGUGAUGUUGAAGCAAAAGGGAUUGGAAGAUAAAUUUCCUUUAUUUACCACAAUUCAUAAAAUAUGCCAAUAUGAUGUAAAGCCUGAAGAAAUAUUAAAUUGCAUACGAAAAAUACCGGAUAUUAUUUAUCAUCCCACAAAUGUAUUUCCUUUGUAAAACAGAACGACCACAUUUGUAUGUCCACACAUUUGAAUUUUAUUUAUUUUCCCUAUUACGUUUACCAUAUAAAUUUUAUUUUAUUUAUAAAUAAUUAAAAAUUUAUCAAGUGUG